Pocillopora damicornis (cauliflower coral) is the source of this 2829-nucleotide messenger RNA. RefSeq names its product adenosine receptor A3. NCBI's taxonomy places the organism in Eukaryota, Metazoa, Cnidaria, Anthozoa, Scleractinia, Pocilloporidae. Gene Ontology annotation, biological process: G protein-coupled receptor signaling pathway. Gene Ontology annotation, cellular component: plasma membrane. Gene Ontology annotation, molecular function: G protein-coupled receptor activity. The record is from RefSeq and is a predicted model, not a curated record.
UUUAUGUUGGCUAGAAACUAGCAUAUGGCAUUUAUACCAUCUUUACUGAAGAUCUCUUUGAUGAUUAGCGUAAAAGAUAGCGCAAGUCUAACGAGUAAGUCGCAUUAGGGGGAAUUGAUCCGACAGAAGCGAUAAUAAUAAACUUACGGAUCGCCAGCGUUUCGACAGUGACUUUAUUUUAACAUAGGAAAUGGACUGAAUCAGAAAAAUGAUAAACAAAUGUAACUCAAACUGAAGAUUAUUAAAGUCACGUUUUUGGCCCCAGAAUGUUUACCAUUUUAUUUUAAAAAAUGGAAUUGAUUUUCGCAAAUCAAAGGACGAAUUCACACCGUUUAAAUGUAUUGACUUUUUUUCCGUAUAAAAUUUUUCCUUUUAUAAAUACAACUUUUCGAAGCACAGUUGCAAAUGAUCACAGAUGUGAAGAUAUGAGCAGGCCAUUACACUCAUCAUUUUUGUUAGACUUGGUCUAAACGCACACUGUUUUCUAGUUUUUUGAAUGAUGAAUUUUGCAUAUCUAAUCCUGGCGAUAUUCAAUUUUCCGUUAAUUCUAAUCUUAUACUAAUCACUAAGUGAUUACAUGACCUCUCCUUUAUGGUUGAAAAAUAAAGUAAUUUAGCCUGCGGUUUUGACUGCUAAAGAAUAUAACUGUUCUGUGGUUGUAACAAGCCAAUAUUCAAUCUGACCAUAUACAUCUGUAAUUUGCUAAUGACAACGUUGAGGGCUAUUAAGACAGGUGGUGGGUUACAAACGACGGCUGAGGUUAAAAACUUGUUCCUUUUCGAGCCAGAUAGAAUGGAGCUCAUGAGAUCAACGCAGACACAGUUCAUUUAAAAGAUGAACCUGAGAUGCGGCAAUGUUUGAGAAGUUUGUUUUCUGUAAUAUGCUUCAUGCCUACCAGACGAUUCAAUCAGCUUCUGCGAGCUUGUCAAAUAUCUGAACCUCUUGGCUUGAUUUUUCGGGGGCACGCCAGUAAAGUCACUAAACAUAAGAUUCGUUGGAGGCGAAUUUCAGGGGAAAGCUACUGGUGAGGUCGAUAGAGACAAAGUUUUCAGCCACCAAAUAUUUUAAAAACAAGGAAAUACAGGAGUAUAAAAAUUGAAGCUGUUUUCAUCGAGUGAUUCUGAAAUGUCACAGGGCAGUGAAGUAAAGAGACUGAACUUUUCACGCAGUCCAAACGUGUCUGUUGGAUCAGAUGUCAUUAAAGUUCAGCAAAAUGCAGGAUACGAACUCCUUUACGAGGUUCUGCCCUUUGCUAUCAUCAUCAUCAUAGUAAAUGGCACUGUUUUCUUCCUGUUUAUGAAAAGCAAGCGGCUUCGAAGUCCUAGUAACUGCCUUCUGCUGAGUUUAGCUGUGUGCGAUUUUACGAACGGCUUCGUAUGCAUACCUCUGUUCUUGGUAGUCGCACUUGGAGUCAUGCCAAACCCGCACAUUGGGAGCUUUAACUACCUGUUGAACAACUGUGUGGCCAUGUCAGCUGCCUAUCACAUUCUUGCAAUCACGCUAGAGAGAUAUUACAGUAUUAAGAAGCCUUUUGUUCAUCGUCAACUGACAAAAAAAGCGAUGCUUAAAGUCGCUCUCCUGGUAUGGGUCGUGGCUCUCAUUAUUGGAUUUAUGCCGUACGCUUGGGACUCACUGCGCAUCACAGACUUAGUCUCCUUCAUGAAGGUAAAGGUUGGCUAUGUAGCCUUCUGUUUGACCUUUGUCUUUCUGAUUCCAUGCGUCCUGAUUGUUACUUCCCAGACUAUCAUGUUUAAAUUUAUAGCAAGAAGUGGUAGACAGGGGCUGACUGCUACCAAGGCUGCUCAGCGGAAAGCAAAGAACGACAAAAAAUGCCUCAUCAUCUUCGCUCUGAUGGCGAUUAUAUACGUGGUAUGUUGGUUGCCAUGGUUCAUACUUUAUUUAUACGUUUCUUUCUGGUUUGUCAGUGGGGAAACCUUAGUCGAGUUGCAAAAGAUAUCUCGGUGGGUCGUUAUUUUCAGGUAUACAACCUCAGUUGUCAAUCCUUUGCUGUACACAUUUUUUAAAAGAGACUUCCUUGUGGCUUUUAAACUGAUCGUCCUGAAGCGGAGCUCUACUUCUUCAGCGAGCUUUGCAUGCACAAGCAAUAAAGUUGAUUCACAACAGAGGAAGUUGAUUACUUCGUCGAAUGGCAAGAAACAUAGCGAGGAGAUUGAAUUGGAAACUGUUGUGUGAAUAUAUGAGACACUGAAAAUGCAAUAGCAGCAGGAUAUGGAAUGGAUAUUUAAAAACUGUUUACCAAAAUAUUUGUUUAUUUAUGUCACUAUGCCGAAAAAUGGUCGGAAAUCAGUCUCUACUCUCAGACUCUUGUUUCAUCUGCUGCUCAGAAAUAACUAGUACCAAUUAGCACGUGCGAUAAGCCCUAUUUACCUGUGUGGUAUGUACUUGAUAGGAGAUAUGCAUUGUCGGGCGUAGAUACGAAAUUUACCCGCAAGUAUUGAUAACAUCUCUCAAGAGUGAGCGAAGUGAAGAAGAUAGGUUCAUUCUUUUAUGUGGAUAUUGAUCUUUCAUGUGGAUAUUUAUUGCAUGUCCGACAAUUUUGGGGCACAUCUUAAGAGCAUCGAAUGCUGAAUGCAGAGAAUAACUACACUUUUACUCAGCUCGCAUGAAGACUACUUUAAUAUGAGGUGUCACUAACGAGCAUCUGAAACAGGACAUUUCUUUAAGUGACGCCAAAUUAAAGCGAGUCAAUGACCUUGGACUUGAGAAGAUCAAUUUAGCGAGGGCAAAUCCAUGAUUACUUUCAAGCAGCUAUAUAUGGAAGUACCUAUUAGGUUCACUUUACAAUAAAGAUAUCAAAGCUGGAAUUUU